ACAGACUCAUCUCAGCACAUCCCUCCAGUCAUGAUGAGUGGGCGAAGACGCAGGAAGGACGACGAAAAGCCGUUCUACGCGGUUCCGCUCACCGACAAACCCACACCGUCACAGAUCAUCAACGAAGCACGCCAGUCCGUCCGUACGAUACGCACCAACCGUCCGUUCACACCGCGGGAGGGAGAGAGGAGAUUGUUCGGUACCGACAGCGGUCGGCCCAAGGAGGCACGGCCACCAUCAGCUUUUAGCCUCGGAUCUCGACAUUUUGAUGGUAGUGACUCCAGACCAACAUCCUCAACUAAACUCUCUCCUUUAGACCAUAAACCGAAGCCAGUUCCUGACGACGUGCUCCCGUUGGUCCCCAAGCCCCCAGCCAUAGACCUGGCCAGGCCGCUGGCGGGCCGCUCUGUGGCUAGGCGCAUGGUGAAGGCUGGGAGCCAGGACAACCUGGCCGACAGGGACUUGAGACAAGCGGUCUUAACAGAUGGAAAAGUUCCCAAACCCCCUGUGGAGAGAAGAGGUUCACUACCCCCCGCCCCCUCUCCUGUGGAGGGUGAUGUACCGGGUAGGCGCGUACACAGCGGACCCAAGGAGCGAACCCCCGCCUCCUUCUACAUCGAGCGGACGGAAGCGGAGGGGGCCGAGGCCCCGCCAAGGGUUCGCAGUGCAGGGAGCGCCAGAAGCAGGAGGAGGGCAGGUGAUGAGGAGGCGGGAGGAGACGGCAGGACGGGGAGGGAGAGCGGGUACCACUCCCAGCCAUCCUCCGCAGAGAGGAAGGAGACGAGGUCGGGCAGCGGGGGUCGCCGUGACGACGAGACGCCAGAGGAAGCGCUGUUCUGGAACACCAGCGUCCUGCCGAUUCUUACAGACAUGGAGAGCCACUCAAAAGACAAGAAGCACCGCACGCUGUGUGACCUGUGCGACCGGCUCUACACCACGUUAGACACAGCCGGGCUGCUGGGUCGGGCGGCCAAGCGGCGCUCCGCACUUCUCAAGACGCUCUACAAACUCAUCGACAUCGACGACCCCAGGAUCAUGCUAAAGCUGGCCAGACUUAUCUUAGCACUGAAGGUGUCUGGCAAGAACCUCACUAAUGUCUGUAAGUUGGUCUUCAAGAUCAGCAAAGAAGAGAAGAACGACAACCUGUUCUUAGAGUCCAAUAUUCUAGGUUUACUGGUAAGCGUAGUCCAGACGGCCGACCCUAACCAAUCAUGCGAGGCGCUGGUGUACUGCUGCGGAGCGCUGAAGUUCCUUUCGGGGAACGCAGCGCUGAUGAAGGAGCUGAGUGCGAUGAACUGUACCGAGGCCCUCGGCAAACUGUUGUCUAGUGUUAACUCUACCAAUGCAGAUUCCUCCAGACCGAAUGACCAGGCAGGGCACUUGUUAGUACAGGUCACAGCGGUGCUGCGAAACAUGGCAGACAGUUCCGGAAACCGUGACAAGUUUCUGACACAGGGUGUGGUCAGGGAGCUCCUCUCUGUGAUUGGCUGUUACUAUGGAGACAGUGACCUCAUGCUGAACUGCUCCAGAAUACACAGUAAGCUGACCUUGAGCACAGACUGCUGCGUGGUGAUGUCACAGGACAAGACAUGCUUCAAGAACUACCUCAGACUGCUCCAGAAGUACCAGAAGAAGGAGGACCUCGUAGUGCGGGUAUUGUUCAUCCUGGGGAAUCUCUCGGCAAAGUCUGAGGACGCUCGCCUCGCACUGUUCCACCAACAUGGCUGCAUGGAGACGCUACUGGGCGUGCUCAGGACCUUCCUGGACUUGGACAUAAAGGCUGCAAGUGAAGACGGCAAAGUUGUGGACGGAGAGGGUAAAACUGGACCGAGUAAAACUGAAGAUGUCAUGAUUAAGCUGAUCAGAGUGAUAGCUAACAUGUCCAUCCACCCCGACGUGGGCGCGGCCAUCGCUGAGAACAACAAACUGGUCGACCUUCUGCUGCAGAUACUAGGAAAUAAGAGCAUUGCUCGAUGUGAGGAGCUGGUGCUGAAUGUUGUCGCCACCAUCAACAACCUGUCCUACUACCCAUCCAAGAACAGCGCCAUCGAGCAGAAACAAGUACAGAUCGCUGAGAGGAUGUUGAGCAUGCUCAUGGCUGACAACAUGGAGGGGAUCGUGGAGGCGUCGCGCGUCUACGGGAACCUCACAAGGUCAGCCGAGGUCAGGGACUACCUGGGCAGGAAGAAAGUGGACGCCAUCAUGGUGACCUUGCUGGACUCCGGCAGUCGGGAGGUCGUCUUCACGUCCUGCGGAGUUCUCAUCAACCUCAUGGUGGACGAGAAGCGGAGACCGACUCUCAAGGAGGAGGGAGGGGUCAAGAAGUUGGUUGAUGUCCUGCGUGAUUUCGGCCGUACGGAUUGGGAGCUAGCGUCCAUGGUGUGCCAGACGCUGUGGAACUACAGUGAGAAAAUCACCUCCUCAAUCGACUGCUUUGGAGAGGAGGAGACCAACCAGCUGAUCGAACUGCUGCUAGAGUUCCUCGAGGAGGACGUAGUACUGGGUGUCCCAGAGGCAUCAGACUGGGACAGGGAGAUGAGAGAGUACAUGCAGUCUGUGUGGAGGGGCCGGUUCUGUCCUGUCGCAACACAGCUGCUCGACAGGGUCGAUUCGCAUCACACUGACCUGGAACCGCUGGAGCCGCCAAGUGACAGCUGAUGUAUAUGCCCCCUCCCCAACAAUGACCUUGAAGAUGCCUAGCGAUGACCUUGACCCUUUAUGAGCUACCCAGCUGUUUGACAUGUUGGACUCCACAUUGACCUUGGACUGCUUGAGCUGCCUAGCGACAGCUGAUGUAUCUGCCUUCACCAACAAUGACCUUGAACCUUUGGAGAUGACCUUGACCCUCUACAGGCCACCCAGCUGUUUGACAAGGUCGAUUCACACUGACCUUGAACCUCUGUAUCCGCCAAUUAAAAGCAAGGGACAGCAGAUCUCUCUGCUCCCU
Molecule: messenger RNA, 2947 nt
Organism: Branchiostoma floridae (Florida lancelet)
Lineage: Eukaryota; Metazoa; Chordata; Leptocardii; Amphioxiformes; Branchiostomatidae
Product: armadillo repeat-containing protein 2-like
Exons: 20
Coding region: 31-2658 (875 amino acids)
Biological process (GO): cilium organization
Molecular function (GO): protein binding
Source: RefSeq, a predicted model, not a curated record